Messenger RNA from Neolamprologus brichardi, 4686 nucleotides. NCBI's taxonomy places the organism in Eukaryota, Metazoa, Chordata, Actinopteri, Cichliformes, Cichlidae. The record is from RefSeq and is a predicted model, not a curated record.
CGCCAGGCGAACCAGUCUGUUGCGCCACUGCGCUUUCAACUUUUUUUUGUAUGUGUGUGAUUAUAACUCCUUUACCACUCUCACUUUUUACUCCCUGGCAGCGGAGGGAUGUUCCUUGGAAGGAGGUUACACCCCAGCUGAAUAUUCUCACCUUGGAAGGUUUAGAAGCUAGGCUCAUAAGUUCUCGGAGAGUUUGGGAAUGGAGAACAUUUGGGGAAACUUUUACGCAUUGAGCUGAGUGACGCACGAAUAGAUAUUUAAAGCUUUUGUCUAGCGUGUCAUAUCUACGUUAUUGUCUUCUUCGUCACUGGCAAAGGGAUGUUUUAAGUAGACUCGUAGUUACCGAGUCUCUGGAGAGAAGUUUUCUGAAUUCGUGCAACAGCGAACUUAAUUUGAUUUCGGCUUGCGUUUUUCUUUCUUUUUUCCAAAAAUUCUGCCACAGAAAAAACGUCCUGUCUUCAACUUACACAGGAUCCGCACUUCCACGGUGUCUCCUUCACCCCCCGCGGAUUUUCAAUUAACGUCUGUUGGAAGUAAUUUCGGUGGAUUGCUAUAAUGCCUCCGACCACGCCGGAGAAGCGCGCCGCGCUCUGCCGGGUUUGGGCUCUAGCUUUCGCUCUGCUGGUGUGCGCUACAUCGGUGAAUGGAUGCCCACACAAGUGUAGCUGCUCCGGAUCUCAUGUGGACUGCCAGGGUCUGGGUUUGAAGACUGUGCCCAAAGGAAUACCGAGGAAUGCCGAGCGCCUGGAUUUGAAUAAAAACAACAUCACCAGAAUCACUAAAGUGGACUUUUCUGGCCUCAAGAACCUCAGGAUUCUUCAUCUUGAGGACAACCAAAUCACUGUUAUCGAGAGAGGAGCGUUUCAAGACCUAAGACUGCUUGAGAGACUUCGUCUGAACAGAAACAAGCUCCAGUUUCUUCCCGAGCUUCUCUUCCAGUCCAAUCCCAAACUAGGACGACUAGACCUGAGUGAAAACCAGAUUCAGGCAGUUCCAAGAAAGGCUUUCAGAGGGAUCACCGGUGUCAAGAACCUGCAACUGGACAGCAACCACAUCAGCUGCAUCGAAGAUGGAGCUUUCCGAGCGCUGCGCGAUCUGGAGAUUCUCACUCUCAACAACAACAACAUCACCCUCAUCCCACUAUCCAGCUUCAACCACAUGCCAAAGCUGCGGACACUCCGUCUGCACUCCAACAACCUCCACUGUGACUGUCAGUUGUCCUGGCUCUCUGAUUGGCUCAGAGCCAGGCGGGGCUUGGCUCCCUUCACCCAGUGCAUGGCCCCCGCCCACAUGAGGGGCCUCAACGUCCCAGAUGUGCAGAAGAAAGAUUUUGUCUGCAAUGGUCCAGCCCAGACCGAGUCAAGGACUUGUGCUCCUCAGGUGACCGUUUGCCCACCCAGCUGCAGCUGUAACAACAACAUAGUGGACUGUCGUCGUAAAGGCCUCACUGAAAUCCCAGUAAACCUCCCUGAAGGCAUCGUGGAGAUUCGUCUGGAGCAGAACUUGAUUAAAAGUGUCCCAGCUGGAGCCUUUUCUGCCUACAAGAAACUCAAGAGGAUUGACUUGAGUAAGAACCAGAUUUCUGACAUUGCUGCCGAUGCUUUCAGUGGCCUUCGCUCACUCACCUCGUUGUUCGACGCUGACAAGGGGAACACAGUGCAGCCGAAUGUGUGUACGUCCUGUACAUUGCUCAACGCCAACAAAAUUAACUGUUUGAGAGUCAACACCUUUCAAGACCUACAGAACCUCAACCUCCUGUCGUUAUAUGACAACAAGCUGCAAACCAUCAGUAAAGGACUGUUCGCCCCUCUGCGCUCUAUCAAGACUCUUCAUCUGGCCCAGAAUCCCUUUAUGUGUGACUGUCACCUGAAGUGGCUGGCAGACUAUCUGUUUGACAACCCAAUUGAGACGAGCGGAGCACGCUGCAGCCACCCCAGAAGGCUGGCUAACAAACGAAUAAGCCAGGUGAAGGGAAAGAAGUUCAGGUGCACAGGUCAGGAGGACUAUCGCAGCCGUCUGAGUGGGGAAUGUUUCCAGGACCUGGUAUGUCCAGAGAAGUGUCGCUGUGAAGGCACAGUGGUUGACUGCUCCAACCUCAAGUUGACCCGAAUACCGCCACACAUCCCUGAACACACCGCAGACCUCAACCUGAGCAACAACAAACUGAAAGACAUCCGCGAAGGGGCGUUUGAUGGAGCAGGUGGAGUUUUGGAGCUGCUGCUAACGGGGAACAAGCUGACUGGACUGCAGGGACGCAUGUUCAGAGGCCUCAGUGGCCUGAAGACCCUCAUGCUGCGGAGCAACCAGAUCAGCUGUAUUGACAACAGCACCUUCACAGGUCUGAGCUCCGUCCGUCUGCUGUCACUGUAUGACAACAGGAUCUCCAGCAUCGCCCCGGGAUCAUUCUCCACCCUGCACUCCCUGUCCACCAUUAAUCUUCUGUCCAACCCAUAUGUGUGUGAUUGUCACUUGGCCUGGCUGGGUCAAUGGCUAAAGAAGACGAGGGUGGUGAGUGGAAAUCCCCGCUGUCAGAAGCCAGCCUUCCUGAAGGAGAUUCCUAUCCAGGAUGUGGCUACCCCAGACUUUACAUGCGAUGCGGUGCUGCAGCCAUUUACUGAAAAUGAGUUUGGAAAGUCGUUAGCUGGAUUGGUUCAAGUUGAGAUAGUCAAAAUCUUGGAUCUAGAUCAUUACCAGCUUCAAGUGAGUUGUGCUUUGGCUCAAGGCCAAUCAGCUCACAGAGCUUUGAAGGCAUCCUCCCUGCCUGCCAGUUACUUGGAGGGUAAUAUGCUGACAUCUGUGCCCAAGGAGCUGGCAAACCUGAAACAGCUGUCGCUGGUGGACCUGAGCAACAACAGCAUCAGUGCUUUGGCCCCGUACACCUUUAACAACAUGACUCAACUAGCCACACUAAUCCUCAGUUAUAACCAGAUCCGCUGCAUCCCCGUCCAUGCCUUCGAUGGGCUCAAGUCACUUCGCCUGCUGACUCUUCAUGGUAAUGACCUUUCAACUAUUCCAGAGGGAGCUUUCAACCACCUCAGCUCUCUGUCCCACCUGGCUCUUGGUGCCAACCCAUUGUACUGUAACUGUGAUCUGCGCUGGCUCUCUCAGUGGGUCAAGGCUGGCUUUAAAGAGCCUGGCAUUGCUCGCUGUACUGGACCUCCUGACAUGGCUGACAGGCUGCUGCUCACCACACCAUUAAACAGAUUUCAGUGCAAAGGUCCAGUGGAUAUCAACCUGAUGUCAAAGUGCGCCCCCUGCCUUUCAGCUCCCUGCCAAAACAAUGGUACCUGUGUCUCCAAUGCUGCAGGAUCCUACCACUGCACCUGUCCGCAUGGAUUCAAGGGUCAAGACUGUGAAAUACCGAUCAAUGCCUGCAUUAGCUUUCCUUGUUCUAAUGGAGGAACCUGCCACAUUCAUCCUGGCCAUGAAGACCACUUCAGCUGUGCGUGUCCGCCAGGUUUUGAGGGCCAACAUUGUGAGAUAAACCCAGACGACUGCGAAGACAACGACUGUGAGAACAACUCCACCUGCAUCGAUGGGAUCAACAACUACACCUGCGUCUGUCCUCCAAACUACACAGGUGACCUGUGUGACGAGGUUACUGACCCUUGUCUCCCUGGUUUUGACCCCUGUCAGCAUGACUCCAAGUGCCUUCGUGUUGGCCGUGGUUACAGGUGUGAGUGUUUACCAGGCUACGUGGGCCAGCACUGCGAGCAGGACUAUAAUGACUGUCUGGAGAACAAGUGUCAGCACGGAGCGGAGUGUGUGGACGCCGUCAAUGGCUAUACCUGCGUCUGUAAAGAGGCUUUCAGCGGGCUGUUCUGUGAGAACCCGCCACCAAUGAUCUUGCUGCAGACCAGCCCCUGCGACCAAUCCGAUUGCCAAAACGGCGCCCAGUGCCUGGUGGUUGCUGGGGAGCCCAUCUGCCGCUGCAUGCCCGGUUUCUAUGGCAGCAAAUGCGACAAAAUGGCCACUGUUCACUUCCUGGGUCGCGACGGGUAUGUGGAGCUGCCAGCUGCAAAACUCCGCCCAACUGCGCAUAUUUCGUUACAGGUGGCUACAGACAAAGACAACGGUAUUUUGUUGUACAAGGAGGACCAUGAUCCUCUGGCAAUUGAGCUUUAUCAGGGACACAUACGUCUUAUUUACGACAUCGCCAACUACCCACCAACCACUGUGUACAGCGUCGAGUCUGUGAAUGAUGGGCUUUUCCACACAGUUGAGCUGCUUAUUCAGAACCACUCACUGAGCCUCGUGGUGGAUAACAGCACCAACAAGAGCCUGGGAAAGCUGGCACGCCAGCCCUCCGUCGACCACAACACCCAGCUUUACAUAGGAGGAGUGCCAUCCCAGGUCGUGGCCUCAGGUCUGCGUCCAGGGCCUGAACGAUCCCCUCAGGGUUUUAGUGGCUGCGUCCACAAUGUCCAGAUCAAUGGGGAACCCCAAGACCUGAGUUAUAGAUCCAGAGGAGCAGGACAGCUACAACGAAUUGAGGGCAAGGGUGAUGGCAUUCUUGCGGGGUGUCAUUCGUGCAGCGUUUGUGCACAGGGUGCAUGUAGAGAAGGAGGAGAGACGGGAGUAACUUGCGAUUGUCCUCCUGGACGUUCUGCACCUGGGGUCUUACCUGGUGUUAUAGACCCCUGCCUCUAUGGAUCUUGCACUGAGUUUCUUCCUGUGCUGCCAUAA